Molecule: messenger RNA, 2824 nt
Organism: Lineus longissimus
Lineage: Eukaryota; Metazoa; Nemertea; Pilidiophora; Heteronemertea; Lineidae
Product: protein CDV3 homolog
Exons: 5
Coding region: 133-915 (260 amino acids)
Cellular component (GO): cytoplasm
Source: RefSeq, a predicted model, not a curated record
AUUACACUAUCUGCAUACCAAAAGUACAGGGCAUCAGUGUACUCGGAACAACGUGCAUUUCCAUAUUGAAUAGUUUUAUUGCGAAAUUCACCCAAAUUCUACCCUAAAAUACGAUAAAAGUGCUCUGAAAUCAUGGCUGAUGAUGAUGGUUUGGACGAUUUCUUCGCCAAGAAAGAUAAAAAGGGCAAAAGCAAGAAAAAUAAGUUCGUAGCGGCAGAUUUAUUGGAGGAUGGAAAACAACCUCUGAAAUCUGAAAAGCCAAAAAAGAAGAAGAAACCCAAGGAGAAAUCAGAUGAGAGUAAUGUCGCUGAUGGUACUAAGAAAGAGGAAGAGGAAGAGUGGAUAGAAGUUGACAAUGAAGAAGUGAACUACAGCGGUCUUAAAAUAAAAACUUUACAAAUAGUAGAUGAAUCGGAACAAGACAGGGAAAACCAGGAACAAGCUGAAGAUGAGGAUGGUGAAACUGCUGGCAUCAAAAGCACUCACCAAGGUCCAUGGGCGGGCGUUGUACAAUCUCAGACUCCGACAGAAUCAGCCCCAUUGUCUAUAGAAGCUGGUGACCAACCGUCUGAAGAAACAGCAGAGAAAAAAGACGAACCUGCAAAAGCUCCCACAAAAUACAUCCCGCCAGGCUUGAGGAAGGCAAUGAUGGAAGAGGCAAAUUCCCCUGUCGCUCCUGUAAGACGAGGGAAACCACGGGCGGCACCCGAUAUUCAGAGUGAGAUGCACUUUCCAACGCUAGGUGGUACGAGUGAUGUGGUGGACAGGCACAGAGACAAAGAAUUUGAACGCGAAAAUCCAAAAAGCAGAUUCGAAACCGUUCGAGGUGGUAAUCGUCAAUUAGAGGAUAGUUCUAAACAUGGACUUGAACUUGAGAUAGAAAAUAAAUUCGACUUACUUCAGGACAAUAACUGACAAGGUGAAGUGGGGGAAAUCAUUCGCAAACUCUUUCAUAUGCAUUUUGCUGCCAUGCUGUGUUGUUUGCGAGAAACUCUUGAGGGUUGUGUAUAAAUGGGUCUGGUGCGGACAUUUUUAGGAGAUGACCCUUUCUAGUGAUAUUAUAGUAGAAAAUUAGCUGACAAUAAACAAUUAGGAAUGGAGAUUUAGUCAAACUGCAAAGUGUCUGUGUUGUUUGCCUGGACAAGGUGAAUGAAUAAAUGUGUCCUUCUAAUUACAGUGGGCCAUUUUUGAAAUGAGGAGGCACUUGGUUUGUGCAUGGUUGAACCCUGGUUGUUUGCUGUCAGCAAUGGAGAAGUUGGGCACCGUCCCGACUACCACUCUGGUUAGACUCGCAAUUGGAAUGGGAGUUCGGACAAAAAAAAGCAGGUUCUGCUCAUCCUAUGACUACCGAGUUUAAAUGGUGUGAUACUUUUGUCUACGUAAAUGUACAUGUAUUGUCAUCUGACUAAGUGAGCAUGUCUCAACACCAGGUGAGUGAAAAGGGACGCAUCAGGCACUGAGGAGUGAAAAAUGGCCUGUGACUUGAAGGCUGUUGUUUUCACAUCUCGAGUUCAACAAGGAGGAUGGGAAAACUCCUUGACAACUGAUGACGUGAUGCACAAAAGGGAAUCACCUCGGAGAGUGGGAAUGGAAGUCGGGACAGUGUGCAACCUCUGUUAUGGGCCUAAUCUUGUGGGCAAGUCGUAGGAUCAUUCCGAAACAUAACCCUUUCAAUGCAUACACCCUACCCCCAAGAGUCGAGCUGUAAACAUGAACCAUUAAUCACGCACCACUUGGCUCUUGGGGAUCAAAGCUUCCAUUAGAUUUAGUCAGUUUUGAUUUAUCUCGCUGGCAUCUCAUAGGUAAACAAUCUUAAUGCUAUCUACCGACUUAAAAUUACCGGAAUGGACUUGACAGAACUUGGCUACUGGGGGUCACAUUCCAAAAGGCUUACAAAGGACACACCAGCAUUACGUGACCCACUGUGUAACAUGUGAUAUGCAAUAUCUAACCUUUGUGCUGUAUGAACAGAUGAUAAACUACAAAUGUAAUGGAAGAUCCAUCAAUGUUGUGUUCUGGGGAAGAAGGGUCGCUCAAAUAAUCCGCAUUACUAUAAAAUUCAAUAGGUAAUUCCAAAGGCAGUAGUCUCAAGUCUUAUGACAACAAUCGUUCUCAAGGAAUUUGGUGACAGUUGUUCUAACAUAUCGUGGGCUCAGGGUUAACUAGUUGUAUCUGCAUUUUUGUCAAAAUUGAUUUUAUUAUCUUAAAUUAAUGCAUGUUCAAUGAUAUUUAAUUACAACUUUAAAUCAUACUAGUAAUUACCAAAAUGACUGAUACAACUAGUUAACCCUGAGCCAGCGAUAUAUCAAGAAUAUUCAUAACCCAACACUUGAUCUUGAGCUGGUUGAGACUCAUGAGCAGAUGAAAUUUGAUGAACUAAUCGACCCUGGUCUUUUCAUGCAUGAAAAUCAGAAGUUGAGGACCGAGGACCAGCCCAUUUUUCCAAAAAUUUGAAUGUCACUUGGUCAAGUCUGGUUCUUGCCAUGUCAGGUAGUUGUCCAAUGCUUGUAUAUUUUUUUGGCAAUUUACAACAUGUCGGCUGUGAUGAGUGUGCAUGCAUGAAUGAGUAGGCUAGCAUCAGUCGGGAGCCAUAAGGAAAGACAUCGAGGGGACUUCUUUGUGCUGCAUGAGGCUGGGUUGACAUGGAAUUCAAUGUUCAAUGUCGCAUGUGACAUUCCGUGACAAAUCUGGAGUCUGCCUCACAUUUUAUGGCUUUCUAUUUGAAAGAUGUAUUUCCUUUGUUUUGUAUUUUGUUGAGAUUGAUUGGGAGGGGUUAUGGUUUGGGUAAAAUAAUGAAAUAAAGGUUAUGUAAUAAUCCUCUUAA